UCCAGGCCAUUCCAAUACUUCAGCAAAAUUACUUCUGGUUCCAGGCCAUUCCAAUACUUCAGUAGUGUCGUUCCAAAUGUGGGAACACACGUACACGAUCCGGCACGAAAAGGAGCAGCUGGAACAAGGCGAGAGGCAGCUGUGGUUGGUUGCCGCAGCCGCAGCAGCAGUAACAACAGUUCACUUGCGGCCAGAGGCACGUGCCUUCUGCCUUGGUUGUUGUGGGCUUGUGGCUAGCCGUGCAGAAUACAGAGCGAAAGAGAGAGAUGGCUAAUAUUGGGAAUCUUGUUAUCUGUUCUCCUUUUCAAGCUGCUCUCCCUAGGCUUUUGGGUUUGUGAGGCGUUGGCUCCCUUCCCCACUGCUUCCUCCCCCACUGCCGGUCGCUGUGCAAGAGCUGCCACGAGACAGCAGAUUCCCCAUCAUCCAAAGCGAGGUGAGAUUCUUGCUGAAAGAUCGGACGGAGGGAGUAGAAUCGCGGGGGGCGUGGCUGUGGUUGCCAGUCGCCAUGCCAUCAUGUGUGUAGUAGGGUCCAGCCGCCGGAGACCGGAGUUGCUGAUGACGACUUGGCGAUGCUGUGGUUUCCAGGCUGAGGGGGAGGAGAGGAAGCAGGAAUAGCCUAACAGGGGUAUAGAUCUCAGGAAGCUCCAUGCGGGUGAGCUUGUGCCCAAGCCUGUGUCCCGGUGCGCGAGGCUGAGCUUCUUGCCCGUUGCCCGUGGCGCCCCCGAGCUCACCGAUGCGCCGCCGCCGCCACGGCUUGAGCUCCAUGGCUGUCCAGCGCGCUGGUGCGGAUUGACAGGCAGGUUGUCCUGCCCGUUCUUUUUUCUGAGUAUGAUGGUGGAGCCGCUGUUCUGUUCUUGCCAUGAUUGACGAUUUCUCUGUUAAAAGUUCAACUGCUCUCCGGAACAUUCCAUCCGCUUCCGUUCUGAUAUCAGUAUCACCUUGCGCACUUCUCUGUGAAUUUGAUGACGAUGAUGAUGCAUACUUGAGUGCCCAGACAUGCUCCUGCAAAUCCGUCCAGUUCCUGCAGCUUCCACGACCCGAACUCUUUCAGUUCUUAACCUUUUUCUCUCUACCAUUUUGUUGCUUCAGCGAGGUAGCUGCUUGGGCAGACAAGUAGGAGCAGCGGCUCAAACUUCGGAUCUCGGCAUGGGCUCCUUUGGGAUGGACUGGAACCAGAAGGCCUCCGUGUUGUGGGACUGGGAGAACUUGCCGCCCGUAGCCGUAGGCGCGAGCGGGAGCGAGAACCCCAGGAUGGCUGCUGCGCCUCAGGCUUUGCAUUCUGCCUGUGGCACCAUCUCUUCCAGCUCAGAGAUGGGGUAUGGCUCAUCCAAGAGCUCCGUAUCCGCGUCGGCUGAUGAUUCUUCACCCAAGGCCAAGGGGAAAAGCAUGGAGCUCAACUUCGCACCUGACAAAGUGCCUGACAAGAACACUGAUUCAGGGAAGGUUGACGACGCCAGGACCUCUCCGUCGUCGCCGGUGAUUGCCAUCAGCAGUGCAGAGCCCGUGCUUAGCCUGAAGCUUGGCAAGAGAACGUAUUUCGAAGAUGUCUGUGGAGGGCAGAGCGUCAAGAGUUUGCCGUCGGAUACGAGUGCAGUGACUCCUCCUCCUGCUUCUCCGAAGAAGACGAAGGUGACUCCAAACAAGAAAUCUUACUGUCAGGUUGAAGGCUGCAAGGUUGAUCUCUCUUCUGCUAAAGAGUACCAUCGGAAGCACAGAGUCUGUGAACCUCAUUCUAAGGCUCCCAAGGUGGUUGUUGCUGGUCUGGAGCGGCGCUUUUGUCAACAGUGUAGCCGGUUCCAUGGAUUAGCUGAGUUUGACCAGAAGAAGAAAAGCUGCCGCAGGCGCCUCAAUGAUCACAAUGCCCGCAGACGGAAACCACAACCUGAAGCACUUUCUUUUGGGUCAUCAAGGCUGUCGGCAAUGUUCUAUGACACAAGACAACACACAAGCCUUCUGUUUGGUCAAGGUCCUUAUGGUCAAAUGAGAAGUUGUGCAAGUUCUUCAUGGGAUAACCCUGGAGGUGGCUUCAAAUUUGCAGAGACAAAAGGUCCCUGGUUAAGAGCUGGUGGUGUUGAUGGGUUGCAUCAACCAAGUCAGCAGGUGUGGAACAACUUUAUGCCACAUGGUGUCCAUCAAGAUUUUGAUGGGUUCACAGCUUUCAAAGGAACCAAUGCAAAGGUCCUUCAUCAAGGCGUUGAAGCUUCUGCGGUCGCCUCCAACCAGAACGGCGCCCCACAACCGGACCUUCAUCGUGCUCUCUCUCUUCUGUCAAACAGCUGGGCUGGUGGUGGUACCGGUACCGGUACCGACCAGCACCCGACGGCCCAGCUGCGCCACGCUGCCCUGAGCAGCAGCCUCGCCGCCAGCUCCGUCUCCGUGGCGCAGGCCUCGCCAGCAGGGCUGUGGCAGGACGGCGGCGCGGCCCUGGGCCACCACGACUACGCCCACGCGUUCCAGGCUAUCAACACGCCGGGCGGCGGCGGCGCCGCCGCUCCCAUUGCAGUGGGUCAGGAGCUGCUUCAGCUCCCGCGUCCGCCGUCCCUGUACGACGACGGCUCCUCGUCCCGCUACGACCUGAUGCGCUGAACCUUGGGGCUUCUGGUGGAGCGCGGGGUUUCGAUUUUUGAACGAACUCUGGAUGGAACUCGGAGUUUUGAACGAACUGCUGUAUGCUUGCUAUCAAGGUCUGCUGGCUCGGGCUCGGACGCUCGUGGGAUCGCCAGCAGCUCCGUGUGCUUGAAUAAAUCCACAGUUUUUUUUUGUGUGACGCUAGCUAUUUAUUUAUUUCACUUGUGUAA
Molecule: messenger RNA, 2798 nt
Organism: Zea mays
Lineage: Eukaryota; Viridiplantae; Streptophyta; Magnoliopsida; Poales; Poaceae
Gene: sbp27
Product: SBP-transcription factor 27
Exons: 5
Coding region: 997-2586 (529 amino acids)
Cellular component (GO): nucleus
Molecular function (GO): DNA binding
Source: RefSeq, a predicted model, not a curated record